GUCCAUCAACAUGGGCAAAGGAUUGUUUCACUGGCAGCAUGGGAAAACGUCAGUCACCAAUUGAUAUUAAGACGUCAGAGGCGAAAUAUGACUCAGAUCUUACCGACGAACCACUGACCACCAAGUAUGUCCAGGAGAGAAAUAUACAACUGAAAAACAACGGACACAGCAUCAUGUGCCAAAUCAGUUCUGAAAAUAAAUCUGUUCUGACAGGCGGUCCUUUGAAAGGCGACACCUACCGGCUUGAACAGUUUCAUCUGCAUUGGGGAUCAAAGGAUGACAAGGGUUCAGAACAUACCAUUGACGGGAAGGAAUAUGCUGCUGAGUUACAUCUUGUGCAUUGGAAUUCUUCAAAAUACGCAAGCUUUGGUGAGGCUGCAAGUAAAAGCGAUGGUUUGGCAGUACUGGGUAUUAUGGUGAAGGUAGGAUCGGAAAAUCAAGUAUUUAAGACAAUCACUAAUCAUCUAGAUGAAAUGGUCUCAAUCAACACGGAUAAAACAUUCGAUACAGCUUUGGACCCAGCAGAGCUUCUACCCAACAAUACUUCACAAUACUGGACAUACGAGGGAUCUUUGACUACUCCACCUUUGUUUGAAAGUGUGCAAUGGAUAGUGUUCAAGGAACCGGUUGAAUAUUCAGCUGACCAGAUGAAAAAGUUACGAAGUUUGAAAGAUGCCGAUGGACAUGACAUGCAGGACAACUUCCGGCCACCAUUAGCUCUCGAGGGCAGAUUAGUCCGAGCCUCGUUCCAGUAAAACUGUACAAACAAUUAUGAAAUCCACUAAAGUGACUGCGAUAAAUAGAAAAGUAUUUGAAUUUCAUGUGUAUUUUACAAUCAUUAUAGGUGUUAUAUUUUUGCAUCCCUCAUUUUGCCGUUAAACGUAUUAUAAUGUCAUAAUUACAAUUAUCCGUACGUAAGUAUUACUAGCAUAUUGUAUUAAACGACUUGUGCAUAGAAUUAAUCUUAAUUACAUGUGACAAGAAGAUGAUUGUAAAAAACAAUUUAUUUCAUUGUUGAUGGUGCUGAAAGAAUAUAUUUUGACACUAUUUGGUGGAAAUUCUGCAAAUUUAACACGAGCCGAUUUUAGCUUCAGAAUAUGCAAUCGCAACUACUCGGCCCUUUCCGUCAGUCUUCGGAUAAGAAUGCAGAAUAUGUUCGUUGAGCACCAUGCAUGACGUCAUAGAGCAAAAUCUUUGUUGAUGUUAAAGA
Molecule: messenger RNA, 1210 nt
Organism: Ruditapes philippinarum (Manila clam)
Lineage: Eukaryota; Metazoa; Mollusca; Bivalvia; Venerida; Veneridae
Product: carbonic anhydrase 2-like
Cellular component (GO): cytoplasm
Molecular function (GO): carbonate dehydratase activity; zinc ion binding
Source: RefSeq, a predicted model, not a curated record